CUCCUUUCCGCGAACGCUCCACCGCCCCCGCUCCCCUCUCUCUACACUAUGACGCUCCCCAUCAUCGGUCCUCUGCAAGACUUCUUUGCCUCUCUGCCUUUCCCAGCUCGACUGCUUGCUGCCGUCGGCCUCUUCACGCUCCUUAAGCCUCUCUACCGACUGGUACGCGUUCUCACUGACUGCUACGUCUUGGGCGGCAUCCCUCUUGCUACUUUCGGCCCAAGCAAGAAUGAUCCAUCCAAGGCCUCGUGGGCAGUUGUGACUGGUGCGACCGAUGGAAUUGGAAAGGAGUUUGCACUUCAGCUCGCCAAGAAGGGUUUCAACAUCGUCCUCGCCUCGCGCACUCAGUCCAAGCUCGACGCUGUCGAGAGUGAGAUCAGCUCCUCGUCCUCCGCCCAAGUCAAGACGGUAGCCAUCAACUUCCUCCACGCUACUGACGCCGACUACAAGCGUCUCGAGGCCGAGAUCAGCCAACUCAAGCUCGCCGUGCUGGUCAACAAUGUUGGACUCUCGCACGACAAGCCUGUGCUGUUCAGUGAGGGCGAUGUUCAGGAGAUGGAGGCUAUCGCGGAGAUCAACGUGCGAGCUACGCUUAGGGUUACGAGACUCGCGCUGCCCUUGCUUCAGCAGAACAAGCGCUCCCUCAUCCUUCACCUCGGCUCCUUCGCCGGGUCGAUCCCCACGCCCAUGCUCUCAACCUAUGCGGGCACCAAGGCGUUCCUCAUCGGCUUCAAUCGCGCCCUCUCCUACGAAGUCGCCUCCAAGGGCGUCACCUCGCUGCUUCUCAACACCUACUUUGUCUCGACGGCCAUGUCCAAGAUCCGCCGCUCCUCGUGGUCGGUGCCCACGCCUAAGCAGUACGUUGCCCAGACGCUUGCUAAGCUGGGAAGGCCCGGUUCUUGCUACGAGGAGGACAGGCGUGGACGCGAGAUGACCGUCUGGCCUCAGCAUGCGCUCACCGAGUGGGCUGUUAGGGAGUUUGUGGGAUUGGGCAGGGCGAGUGGUAUGAGCCUCAAGAGUCAGAAGGUGAUCAGGGCCAAGGCCAUUAAGAGGGAGGAGAGGCUGGCCAAGGGGCAGUAAGGGCGAGAGAAACAAAGAGGGCAAGACGAUGCGGAUUGUUCCGAGCAAUUGUGACCGCGGGCUAUCUAAAGG
Molecule: messenger RNA, 1152 nt
Organism: Jaminaea rosea
Lineage: Eukaryota; Fungi; Basidiomycota; Exobasidiomycetes; Microstromatales
Product: NAD(P)-binding protein
Exons: 3
Coding region: 49-1080 (343 amino acids)
Biological process (GO): fatty acid elongation
Cellular component (GO): endoplasmic reticulum
Molecular function (GO): oxidoreductase activity
Source: RefSeq, a predicted model, not a curated record